This is a messenger RNA of Spinacia oleracea (spinach), 1932 nucleotides long. RefSeq names its product protein MANNAN SYNTHESIS-RELATED 1. Bases 281 to 1627 code for a protein of 448 amino acids. The transcript has 6 exons. NCBI's taxonomy places the organism in Eukaryota, Viridiplantae, Streptophyta, Magnoliopsida, Caryophyllales, Amaranthaceae. The record is from RefSeq and is a predicted model, not a curated record.
AGAUGUGUCGGUGGUGGCCUUUCUUCAAAGUCCUACUUCACUCUUUUGAGCGUUACAUUUCCUCUGCUCUCACCUGCUCUCACUCUACUCAACUCAAACUUCCCCCACCAUUUUCUCUAUCUUAGAUCCAUUUCCAUCAUAACAUUUUCAUUCAAUCUUCAAGCAACCAUCUUAUCCAAUCAUCACCUUAUUAAAUCCCCAUGUUUUUCUACUGAAUUUUUUGUAGAAAGAUUCAAUUUUUCUUCUUCUGGGAAUUUUCCAGUUUUGGAAAAAUAAUAAUAUGCAGAGAUCUGAAAGAGAUUAUCCAAGAGAUAAAAAGAGAGAAUCUUCAAAUUGUAUUUUCGGGUUUGGAAAUUGGAUCUCUAGCAUAAUGGUGGAUCCAAGACAGAUUCUUGCUGGGUUUCUUACUGUUACAAUGUUUGUUAUGCUGGCUCAUAUGAUCAGAAGAGACCAUUUCAAUUCCAAUACUCAGGUGAGGAUGUCAUCAUCUUCAAAAACCCAAUUUGAAGGAUCCAAGUUUGCAGAACAAUCUGCUGUUGCAAUUGAUAGCAAUGGUCUAUGGAGGGAUGAUGCUCCUGAGCUAAAACCUUGUUGGUCUAAUCCAAGCAUGGAAGAAGGAGACCAGUCUGAGGGAUAUGUUACUUUCUCCUUGACUGAUGGUCCAGAAUACCAUAUCUCACAGAUUGCUGAUGCAGUGGUAGUGGCAAGAAGCCUUGGUGCAACUCUUGUAAUUCCUGAUAUCAGGGGAAGCAAGUUGGGGGACAAGAGGGAUUUUGACGAUGUCUAUGAUGCUCAGAAAUUUACAAGUAGCUUGGAGGGGGUGGUAAGGGUAGUAAAGCAACCACCUUCAAAAAUAUCAAUGAAAAAGCUUGCAGUUGUGAAGGUUCCAAAUCGUGUUACCAAAGAUCACAUUUCCGAAAAUAUUGAACCGGUUUUCAGGGAAAAGGGCAACAUCAGGCUAGCUACAUAUUUUCCGUCAGUAAAUAUGAAAAAAGAUAAAACAAAGACCGAAAUUGACUCUGUUGCAUGCAUGGCAAUGUAUGGGACUUUAGAGCUCCAACCAGAGAUUCGUGGAGUUGUGGAUUCGAUGGUGGAGCGGUUAAGGACAUUGAGUCGAAAGUCAGAUGGCCGCUUUGUAGCUGUGGAUUUGAGGAUCGAUGUUUUAGAAAAGAAGGGGUGCAAGGAUAAAGCUGGUUCUGCAUCAAAGAAUUGUUAUGAUGCUGGAGAAAUUGCUACAUUUCUAAGAAAAAUUGGAUUUGGCAAGGACACGACUAUCUAUUUAACCCAAUCGAGAUGGGACAGCAGUCUAGAUGCACUAAAGGAGCUCUUCCCCAAAACUUACACCAAGGAGGGAAUAAUGCCUAUGGAUAAAAAGGACCAAUUCCUUAAUUCAGAAACCCCAACACUAGAAGAGGUGAUGGACUUCUACAUCUGUUCUGAAAGCAAUGUUUUUGUACCAGCAAUCUCAGGCCUGUUCUAUGCCAAUGUUGCCGGGAAAAGGAUCUCUUCUGGUAAAACACAGAUUCUUGUUCCGUCCGAUAUAUCUGGUUCUUCUGCUUCCCCAGAUAACUACCUUUCUCAUUAUGUCACCAAGAAGAACCACUUGGCUUAUUCAUGUUUCUGCUGAUAGUUUUUCAGAAGAAUCAGAGAAGAAAAAAAUAUAUUGGCCAUACCUUUCAUAAUAGUGUCAGAAUUCUGAUAAAACAGGUGAAGUCAAACCAUUUUGGGUUUAGUCAAUUGAUGGUUGAGUGAUUUUUCAUACUUAAAAUUCAGGGUAACCUCAGGAAAUUUGAGGUUACACGAUCUUUAGAGAUACAGCUUGUAAUAUAUUUAUUUAAGUUGUAUUGUAGUGAUUGUAAACAGUGUGAUUUCAACAUGUUAGUUUGGUUCAGUUUGUGGCUUAUUGCAAUAUUACAUGCCAGAUUUUUGCUC